CGCGUCGGGCCUCGCCAUGUCCCGCCGCCCGAUUUUCUUGUGAAACCUGUGUUGUAGAAAGUUUUGAAGACAGACUUCAUUUGAUCCAGGCAUCAAAGAAAAAUUUUGCUAGACACUGAAGAAGGAACGGGGAUCUUUCCUCCGAAUCUGGGCCUCUGUCAUGGAUGAAGAGACUCGACACAGCCUGGAAUGCAUUCAGGCUAAUCAGAUCUUUCCCAGAAAGCAGCUGAUUCGAGAGGAUGAUAAUCUUCAGGUUCCUUUCCCUGAGCUCCAUGGAGAAAGCACAGAGUAUGUGGGCCGUGCUGAGGAUGCCAUCAUUGCCCUUUCUAAUUACAGACUUCACAUCAAGUUCAAGGAGUCUCUUGUUAAUGUUCCAUUGCAGCUUAUAGAAAGUGUUGAAUGCCGAGAUAUAUUCCAGCUUCAUCUGACUUGCAAAGAUUGUAAAGUUAUCAGGUGUCAGUUUUCAACCUUUGAGCAAUGUCAAGAGUGGCUUAAGAGAUUGAACAAUGCAAUCCGACCACCUGCUAAAAUAGAAGAUCUCUUCUCAUUUGCAUACCAUGCUUGGUGUAUGGAGGUCUAUGCCAGCGAGAAAGAGCAACAUGGAGAUCUGUGUAGACCAGGGGAGCAUGUAACAUCAAGGUUCAAAAAUGAAGUGGAGCGAAUGGGUUUUGAUAUGAACAACGCUUGGAGAAUUUCCAACAUCAAUGAGAAAUACAAACUAUGUGGUAGCUAUCCACAGGAGCUCAUAGUGCCUGCCUGGAUCACCGACAAAGAGCUAGAAAGUGUAGCAAGCUUCAGAUCUUGGAAGCGGAUCCCUGCUGUUGUCUAUAGGCACCAGAGCAAUGGCGCUGUCAUUGCUCGCUGUGGACAACCAGAAGUCAGCUGGUGGGGUUGGCGAAAUGCCGACGAUGAACACCUGGUACAGUCAGUAGCCAAAGCUUGUGCCUCUGACUCCAGAUCAUGUGGUAACAAGCCCUCAACUAGGAACAGUUCUCGAAACUUUCCCAAUUCAGGAGACCUUUCUGAUGUGGAGUUUGAUUCUUCUCUGUCAAAUGCUUCAGGAACAGAGACUUUAAGCAUCCAACCACAGAAGCUUUUGAUCUUGGAUGCACGUUCCUAUGCAGCAGCUGUGGCAAAUCGAGCCAAAGGAGGGGGCUGUGAAUGCCCAGAGUAUUACCCGAACUGUGAAGUCGUAUUUAUGGGGAUGGCAAAUAUUCAUUCAAUUCGAAGGAGUUUCCAAUCUCUGCGAUUAUUGUGCACACAGAUGCCAGAUCCGGGAAAUUGGCUCUCAGCUCUUGAAAGUACAAAAUGGCUUCAUCAUCUCUCUGUACUUCUGAAAUCAGCCCUUUUGGUAGUACAUGCGGUGGAUCGUGACCAGCGACCAGUUCUAGCACACUGCUCAGAUGGCUGGGACCGCACCCCUCAGAUUGUGGCAUUGGCUAAACUCUUGCUGGACCCUUAUUACCGAACGAUAGAGGGUUUCCAAGUCCUCGUAGAGAUGGAGUGGCUAGACUUUGGCCACAAGUUUGCUGACCGCUGUGGUCAUGGAGAGAACUCAGACGAUCUCAACGAGCGUUGUCCAGUGUUCCUGCAGUGGCUUGACUGUGUUCAUCAGCUUCAGAGGCAGUUUCCUUGCUCUUUUGAAUUCAAUGAAGCAUUCCUUGUGAAACUGGUGCAACAUACUUAUUCCUGCCUCUUUGGAACAUUCCUGUGCAACAAUGCCAAGGAGAGAGGCGAAAAGCAUACUCAGGAACGGACAUGUUCUGUGUGGUCACUGCUUCGGGCAGGGAAUAAGGCCUUCAAAAACCUACUGUAUUCCUCUCAAUCAGAAGCCGUGCUAUACCCUGUAUGCCAUGUGCGUAACCUGAUGCUAUGGAGUGCAGUGUACCUGCCCUGCCCAUCCCCAUCUACUCCUGUGGAUGACAGCUGUGCACCAUACCCAGCCCCUGGCAGCAGCUCUGAUGACCCACCCCUCAGCCGGCUACCAAAGACUAGAUCAUUUGACAAUCUGACCACAGUCUGCGACAACACGGUGCCUCUAACCAGCCGGCGCAGCAGUGACCCAAGCCUAAAUGAGAAAUGGCAGGAGCACCGGCGCUCUCUAGAAUUGAGUAGUUUGGCUUGUUCUGGGGAAGAACCUUUCGAUCCUGACACUCUAGGAAAGCCAACCAAGGUGCUGAGUGGUGCUGAGCUGUCCGUUGCAGCUGGAGUGGCCGAGGGGCAGAUGGAGAACAUUUUGCAAGAGGCCACCAAAGAGGAGAGUGCGAUAGAGGAUUCAACUCUGAAGGGGAAUGUUGAGGCCCAGGAGGGCAAAGUGGAGACUCACUUUGAAAAGGAAAGCAAGGGGAAGAGCUCUGAGGGGCCAACUAUUAGCUUGCAUCAAGGAAUGGAACUGGACGAUGCUGCUCUUAGGAGCCAUCCAGGCACUAGUCUGCCUCCAUUCUCACAGGUUAUUCCUGAGCAGCAGGGUGGGCACUGUAUGCUUUCCAAUUCUUUCCAGAAGCCCCACUGGGGAGAAAAUGUCCAGGAAGUCCCUGAGGAGCAGUCUCGAGUAGGAGCCAUCCCAGAAGACAGAGAGGAAGCAGUUGUUCCAGUGCUGGUAGAUACAAAAGUUGGCUAUAGUAGCUCAUCGUCAAGUUCUCUGGUGCCCUUCCAAGUCCCACUUGAGACCAGAGGACCAAAUGCAGACAGUUCUAUGGAAAUGUUAUUGGAAGACAAGAUAAAGUCAGAAAGUGGGCUCCAGGGCCAUCAUGGACCUUGCCUGAUGAAUAGUAGCAGGCUCAGUAGCAAGGAUAUGCUUCCCGAAACCAUGGACCCCAAGCCUUCAGAGAGGAACCUGGCUGAAAGGCCCCAACUAGGAUCUGUGGUACAUAGGACUUCCCCUAGUGGCAUCCAGAGCCCGACACAUUUUCCUUGUGCCUUGCCUUUAGCUGAAUGUAAAGAGGAGCUUGUAUGCAAUGGUGCCCCAGAAAUGGAAAAUAAGGCCUCAGAACUGCCCCCAGGGCUUAGCACCCUUCAGAAAUACCCAACCCCCAAUGGACACUGUGCCAAUGGGGAUACAGAGAGGAGCAAGGACUUGCUUAGCCGCCAGCUGUCUGGCACAAGCUGCAGCUCUACUCACUUACAUUCGAGGAACUUGCACCACAAGUGGCUACAUAGCCACUCGGGGAGGCCAUCUGCAGCUGGCAGCCCUGACCAACCUUCCCGCAGCCACCUGGAUGAUGAUGGCAUGCCUGUGUAUACAGACACCAUCCAACAGCGCCUGCGUCAGAUUGAGUCGGGCCACCAGCAGGAGGUUGAGACCUUGAAGAAACAAGUCCAGGAACUGAGGAGUCGCUUGGAGAGCCAAUACCUGACCAGCUCCUUACGUUUCAACGGGGACUUUGGGGAUGAAGUGACUUCAAUCCCUGACUUGGAAAGCAAUCUGGAUCAGAACUGUUUGUCUCGCUGCAGCACAGAGAUUUUCUCUGAAGCCAGCUGGGAGCAGGUGGAUAAACAGGACACAGAGAUGACCCGUUGGCUUCCUGAUCAUCUGGCUGCCCACUGUUAUGCUUGUGACAGCGCCUUCUGGCUCGCCAGCAGGAAACACCACUGCAGGGACACUGACCGUGUUGAUCAAACGUGGAACUGUGGGAAUGUAUUCUGCUCCAGUUGCUGUAACCAGAAGGUUCCAGUUCCUAGCCAGCAGCUCUUUGAACCCAGUCGAGUGUGCAAGUCUUGCUAUAGUAGCCUACAUCCCGCAAGCUCCAGCAUUGACCUUGAACUGGAUAAACCCAUUGCUGCCACUUCAAACUGAAGCUCAGUGACCUGGGGUGGGCAGAAGCCAAGUUGCUGUUCCUCUGACAGGCUCACACAGCCUGGGCAGACUAAGAGGCCCGUGCACUUUGGAAUGGGGCAAGAAACCACCUGGGCAGAGUGACAGAAAUUUGGGGCGUACCACUGGAUUGUAGAUUGGUUUUUCUUUCCUGUUUCAUUGCCCCCUGGAGUAUCCCCUCCAUCCCCACCCUCAUUUCCAUACUUCAGUACUCUGUUUCUAAAAAAUGAGAAAAGCACCCAGUUAUCUUUUUUAGAAAAAUUAUUAUAUGGGAGACCAGAGAUGGCCAGACUCUUAUAAUGCCAAGCUGUCAGGCAAUGCUGAGGGUUGGCUGGUUCCUCUGGAUAGGAGAAAGUUGGUCAAAUCUAGAGUGAAGGACUGUGAUAGUGAAAGUGAGAGAAAACCAGUGCUAAUGUUUGGCUGUUUCCACCGCCACAGAGGAGUUAGUUGGCAGGCUUGAAGGGGAAGGUAGAAGUAUCUUCCCUAAUACCACAGUACCCUAUACUUGAGAAGGGCUUGGUCGGGCCUAUUUCAGACAGGUAAAAGGAAUUAGCAUUUGAUGGCAAGGGCACAUGGUUAGUGUUAUUCUUAGGCGUCCUCAGCAACCACCUGUUAGGCAAGGAAAGUGUGGGCUCCUGACCAAGUGAGAAUUUGGGCAUGGGUAGCCAACCAGUUCCUGUCCCAGCCCAGCUAAAUUAGGGCUGCCUUCACUGUCAGUAGUCUGCCCCUUUGGCCAUGCUGUGUAGUGCUUCUCACCCUCAGGGCAUGAGCUUGGAAUGCUGAGCACGUGUUCUGUUCCUGGGACCAAGGCCAAAGCCUGUCCUGAGCCCAGUCUUAUCUGGAAGCUUCUUCCAGGUCUUGCUUGGUCUCCUAAUUUCUGUUCUAGGCCAGCACAGGAAAUCCAGACUCAGGGUUCCAAAAAUUCCCUAUUCCCAAACCAAACCAAUCAUGGAUCACACACUGAAGGGGUCGAAUCAACUUUCUGGAGUAUAAGCCUCUGGAAAAGGGAACAUGUCCCCUUACAAUCAGCCUUCUCCUUCCCUUCUUGGGGCAGCAGCUAUGGUGCAGCACCCCCCCGCACCCCAUGCCCUGCUUUCAUGCUGCCUCAGUGAGGACAUGUCUGGCUGAGGGUCAGCAGUGAGGGGCCACAGUGACUUUGCAGGGUUCCUUAGAGAAAUGACACAGCCUUUAGGAGAUUCGAGGCACCUUUCCUCAGUAAGCUUUGGUGUGGUCCAAAAAAGAGCCUUAAAUCAAGAAUAUUUAUGGUCAUGGUGGAUAUGGGGAAGAAUGGAGAGAAGUUUAGGUUUGUUGUUUCUAAUCUUGACAUCCAUGUUUUAUGCCUGCCCUCCCUCUUGGGGAAUGGGCCAUGCUUGGCUCUGCUAAAAGCUGCUAACUGGUAACAGGGCAGAUGGUGGUAAGAGCUGGAGUAAGGCCAGGGAACUCUGGUUUUCUGGAAGUAGUUUCCUGGCCAAGAACUAGUUGUGACUCAGGAACAUGGCUUCUGUGUGUGCAUGCCUACAAGUGGCUAAGAUGUGACCUAGAAACCUUCCCUGGAGCUGUCAGUCCAGAAAGCCAGAGCAUGAGAGUGCUUCUCUGACUUCCCAGUGGUAGCAAGUUGCUUAGAAUUUGAAUUUAAUGAAACAGGGUGUAUGUAGUUCUCCACACUCUGUGUGGUUUGGCCAUACAGGUCUGGAGAAGUCAGUCCAAUGGAAGAUUGUGCAGUUCUAGUGACAGGUGCCAAGAGGUUAUGAUACGGGUUUCUUGGGUCUGAUGUACAGUGUGAAUAAAUGCUUGCAGCUUUUAGCCCUUUUUGAUCAAUGAAGCACUUUUUUAUUAAUAUUUUCUUUGUAUGUAAAGGAGGAACCAUAACUCUCUGUAGCUGUAUAUAUAACCCUUUUCUCCUAAAGAGGAGUCCGUCAGUACUCCUAUAUUUUUCAUUUUUUGUCAAAAGCAAGAAGUAAAUACUUUAGAACUGUUAAAUAUAUAAAUAAAAUGAAUAAAGUUUAGUGUUCCGCAUGGUA
Molecule: messenger RNA, 5835 nt
Organism: Suncus etruscus (white-toothed pygmy shrew)
Lineage: Eukaryota; Metazoa; Chordata; Mammalia; Eulipotyphla; Soricidae
Gene: MTMR3
Product: myotubularin related protein 3
Exons: 21
Coding region: 161-3796 (1211 amino acids)
Biological process (GO): regulation of autophagy
Molecular function (GO): phosphatidylinositol-3-phosphate phosphatase activity; phosphatidylinositol-3,5-bisphosphate 3-phosphatase activity; metal ion binding
Source: RefSeq, a predicted model, not a curated record